Messenger RNA from Scutellospora calospora, 380 nucleotides. The record is from the annotation of a GenBank genome assembly. NCBI's taxonomy places the organism in Eukaryota, Fungi, Glomeromycota, Glomeromycetes, Diversisporales, Gigasporaceae.
UGAGCCAUCUUAACUCUCUCCAAGGAGUAACUUAUGGAGUUAAAGAAAAUAUUAGCAUUGUCCACAAACGAAGCAAAUAUCUGGGAGAAAUAGUAAAGCAGCGUUUAUUAAUUGGGGCUUAUUUUUUAGAAAAACAGGAAUUAUUAACUAAGGCUCGUCAAAUGCUUACUAAUUUUAACCAUUCCUUUUCCGGCUUAAUAUCUUCCCAUUGGAGUGAUAAUUUACUACUUUUGGCUAACUUCGCUGGUUUACCUUCGUGCAGUUUACCAAUCGGGUUGAUAAAUGGUUUGCCAGUCAGUAUUAAUAUCAAUGGUGUUUAUGGAAAUGAUCAGGAAGUAUUAGAAUUAGCGGAAAAAUUAGAAUUUAAUAUCGCAAAAUAG